Drosophila gunungcola (fruit fly) is the source of this 1612-nucleotide messenger RNA. RefSeq lists its product as uncharacterized. The transcript has a single exon. Bases 145 to 1524 code for a protein of 459 amino acids. The record is from RefSeq and is a predicted model, not a curated record. NCBI's taxonomy places the organism in Eukaryota, Metazoa, Arthropoda, Insecta, Diptera, Drosophilidae.
AUCCAAGCAACCGCUCAGUUGCUAGACAACAUUGGAUUUCCUUGAAACAAAACAGCUUUAUCGAUACUCCCGGUUGACCCUGGUGACCCUGGCAGUUAGGAGUUAGCUUCUACCCCCGAACGUAGUAGUUACUCCCUGGCCACUAUGUCCAACCACCGGAUGACGCCGAGGCAGGCCUCCUUGGCCGCCCGUCAGCGGCAGACACGAGUUGGCCGGAUGACCCGGCACACAGUCUUCACGCUGAAAAGACCGGUGUCUUUUCAGGUGCGAAAGUCACUUGUGGACUAUGUGGACAUGGAGCUGGCGGAUAUGGAAACGGCUGUGUUCUAUCAGCGUAUUUUUAUUCUGGCCAAGAACUGCCAUUUGACGCCCGUGGAAUCAGAGGAGAAGUUGCCCGUCGAAGUGGUGGUGGAUCAGGCGCCCGACGGCGAACCAGUUGAGAGUGAACCCGUGAAAUUUGUGGAAGAUGCAGUUCCUAUUUUGGAAAUCAAUGAGGAUGAUUCACCCACGACCACGGUGACAGCGGAUACAGCUCGCAUUCCUGCUCCAACAGAGGAAGUUCCGUUGAAAUCUGCGGAACAGGAAAAGGAAGUUGUGACCCACAUGUUUAGAUUUAGCGAUGAUGAUGAGGGCGAAGAGGAGUCCGGGGAGGAGGAGGACCUCGAACUGGAUGUACAAACUCCGGGUCAGCCCAAGGACUUUUUUGCCAUCUUCAGCGAACGUCUGCAGGAGUUGCACAGCCAAUGCAAAGCCUCGGCCAUCACCUCGGAUCCCAUUUGCGGAUUGUACCUGCACAUGGGUGACUAUAGUCUCCUGAUGCUGGAGUCCUCCGAGGACAUGAUCGGUUGCUUCACCAAAGCCUUGGCAGACUGUUGCGAUAACUUCUGGCUGAUGAAUCGCCUAUUCCAUAUCGAAGAUCGUGUGCAGGAAUUGUUCACCAAAGACUUGUUGUUUCGGCGCAUUCCAGCGGUCUUUCUGAACGAGAAGUUUCCCACUUCCACGCCAACGGAUGAGUAUUUGAUGGGCAAGCAGCAUCUGAUCAUUAAAGACAAACUAUUGGCCAUCUGCCGUUUGAUCUCGGACGGCCAGCAAAUGGAUCCGGAUGUGAUGUCCUUUCGCGAAAGUGUAUACGAUGAGGAGUUGCCCAAGUCCAAGUCCAGGAGCUCCAUUCAAAGCGAUCACUUGCAGAUUGAGGUGUAUCGCAAGCAUUUGCCCGAGAUUCAGCGAAUCGAACUGGUACUGGCUUCUACGCGUUUCUACUAUGGAUUGGAUGAGUUUGCUCGACUCUACGGAAAAGUGCCCUUUGCACCCGACGAAGAUGGCCUCUUCUGGCCUAUCCAGAACAACUACACUCCGCCGCACAUUUUCCGGCGCACUCCCUAUGACAUUAAUCUCACUUUUGCCGAAUAUGCGGCCGUGGCCUCUCAGCGGAAAACCCACGAGAGCUUGGUCGGCAGUUUGGAAGUCGGGGACGAGGAGGAGGAGGCUCCUCCAAAAGAAGAGACGCCCCCGAAAACUGAAUAAGGGGUUGAGACAUUUCCGUUUUAUGCGUUUUAAAUUUCAUUAAAGAUUACUUAAAAAAUCGCUAAGCAAUGUGAAUAAGAAAUAUUUC